AUGACUGAUAAGGACGCUGCCGUGAUGCACCUAGAGGACCUCCCAGGUCAGGGAGUCUCUGCCGACGACAUAGAGUUUCUGUCGAAUUUCUCACCUGAAGCCAAGAAGAAAGUCGUCAGAAAGAUGAGACUGGUUCCUAUGUUUGUCCUUUUGUACUUAGUGGCAUACAUAGACAAAACGAAUAUCGCAGGGAAUGCUAAGAUCGAGGGCCUACUCCCCAGUCUACACAUGAGCGGCAUACAAUACAACAUUGCCUUGUCUAUAUUUUUCAUACCUUAUGUCCUAGCUGAGGUACCGAGUAACAUAAUACUAAAUCGACUAAAGCGACCGUCGCAGUACUUAGGGCUACUGAUUUUCUGCUGGGGUGUGAUCAUGCUUUGCACAGGCUUUGUUCGCAAUUUUGCCGGUCUAGUGGUGAUCCGAUUUCUUCUGGGUCUUUUCGAGGCUGGAUUCCUGCCAGGUGCUGUGCUAGUAAUUUCGAAAUGGUAUCUUCCAAAUGAGACACAGACUCGUAUCGCUAUUCUCUACACAUCUGCUGCUUCUGGUGGAGCUUUUUCUGGUCUUCUGGCUUUCGCUAUUGCCAAGAUGGACGGUAUAGCAGGCUACGAAGGUUGGCGCUGGAUCUUCAUCAUCGAGGGUCUUGUGACAGUUUUCAUGGCCGUUCUUUGCUACUUGCUCCUCCUAGAUUCCCCGGCUCUGUCUCCCGGCUGGCUUACUCAAGACGAGAUCCGAUACCUCGAGGUACGACAGCUCGUUUCCAACAACCACAGUGGUCAUCACGAAGGCUUCAACAAGAAGAUAAUCUUCAGCGUCCUGACCGAUUGGAAAAUAUAUCUUCUCAUCCUCGGUAACUGGUCCAACGCCGUCCCCAACUACGCCCUCAAAUUUAGUAUGCCCGAAAUAAUCAAAUCCAUGGGCUACAAAUCAGCCACCGCCCAGCUCAUGACAAUUCCGCCCUACACGGUCGGCGCCAUAUCAGCUUACGGCUUCUCCGUGUUCGCUGAUCGUUUUUCCUGGAGAAUGCCUUUUAUCGUGGUACCCCAGUGCUCGCUCAUAGCUUCAUUCGGCAUUCUAUUCUCUAAAGCCGCCAGCAUAGAGGAGAAUAUAGCACUGUGUUAUUUUGCCAUUUGCCUUGCCUGCUUUGGAAUGUAUCCCAUCCUUCCUGGCGUUAAUGCCUGGAAUGUCUGCAACAUUGUCAAUCCUCACAAACGAGCUGUGGCUAUUGGUUAUCUUAUCUGCGUUGGGAAUGCGGGUGGUAUCAUCGGCAGCUAUAUUUACAAAUCCGAUGAAGAACCCAGGUACCCGACUGGUUAUGGCACCUCACUUGCAUUCGCUGCUGCUGGGCUUGUGGCUGCCUUGUGCUUGGAGUUUUGUCUGUGGAGGGCAAAUAAGGAGAAGGCUCGGUUGACCGUGUCCGAGAUUGAGGAAAUGUAUACUGAGGAGCAGCUUCGCGAUAUGGAAGAGAAGAGUCCUCUUUUCAAGUAUACACUGUGA
Aspergillus welwitschiae is the source of this 1494-nucleotide messenger RNA. Its product is annotated as putative MFS transporter. Gene Ontology annotation, biological process: transmembrane transport. The record is from RefSeq and is a predicted model, not a curated record. The coding region runs from base 1 to 1494 and encodes 497 amino acids. Gene Ontology annotation, cellular component: membrane. Lineage: Eukaryota; Fungi; Ascomycota; Eurotiomycetes; Eurotiales; Aspergillaceae. Gene Ontology annotation, molecular function: transmembrane transporter activity. The transcript has 6 exons.